GGGAAGUUGGGAACCAGGAGGAGUCAGAAGCGGCAUGACGGGAGAGGAGACGACACGCGGGGGGGAAGGGAGUCCGAUGCGGCACUGACGUCGGGCGCCCGUGCUAAACAAUGCGGGAACGGCGGCCCGUCGUCUUGCUUACAUCCGCCAGGAAGAUGGAUGAAUCCCACCUGAAGAGCAUUUCCUGAUCUCAUUUGAGGACGUCUGGAACCCAUCAAGCUGAACUAAACCUCCUCUUUCUCGUGGGCUGCACGGCGCUCCUCGUUUGUCCAGACUUAAACCUUGUGAAGUUGGACCGACUACGUUUAAAAAUAAAAAAACAUCCCAGCGAAGCUCGGUGAAGUCGGCGUGCAGUAAAUCAACACGGCGGCUCUUUUGAUUCCUUCAUCAUGACGCGGUGCAGCGGUGGACUGCGCGUUCCGGAGGGCUGGCUGACCUGUCAAUGUGCACCGUAGGAUUCUAUUUCUGGAGCCUCAUUGCUUUUACAGAUUAACCGCCUUCCAAUAUGGCCCCAAUCCGCCUGCAAAUUUGACUGAUGCUUGGGCGUAAUCAACCAGCAGCCAUCUGAGACACGCCAUCAAUCCACAUGGUUCCCAGUUGACUUUGGGUAAAAGGCAAACCAAAAAGGCAAACCAAAAAAACUGGAUUGGUCGAACCUGCACCUCAAAAAUCACAAAAUCUUACCCGUUACUUCUCUAUCAAUCAUCCAUCCCUGAUUUUCUAAACCUAGAUGGAAUGACGUAUCCUUUACAAUUCUAAAAUUGUGCAACCUUUUUUAUAGUAUUUAACAUUGAAACCACAGGCGUUUUUGAGCCUUGAACCUUAGUUCGCUGUCUCUCUGCAACUGUUCCAGACCAAAACUGCUUGGGCAUCCAAAAUCAAGAACGUUCAGAGACUUAUCCAUCCCAGAAUUCUGAAGGACUGAUACUAUACUAUCAUUCCAAAACAACCACACCCAUUUAGAAAUGUCUUCCCUAAUCUUUAAAACUUGUAUUUACAACCAUUUAUGACUCUUUUACCUUAGUUUGCGGUCAAUGCACAGCUGUUCUAGAACAAAACCUUUUUUCGAACCGUUUUCGGGAAGGACUGAUGGGAAAAUCCUACACCCUGGAUUGGUCACAAUAAGACAGACAACAAACCUGAGCAUUUUAAAUCAAGAAAACUCAAGUCGGAUUCAUUAGUUUAUGAUUAUUCCUCAACUCUCAUUGCCACCCAGAACUUUUUUCUAAUCCUUGACGGGAAGGAUUAAUAGGAUAAUCCUACAACCCAGACUGGUCGUCAGGCAGAGUCAGACGACAAAGCAGCACCUUGAAAUCACCCCGGCUUUCUGCAACGGUUGGAAUUUCUUUUUCCAUCCUUGACACCCAUUUGGUCAUCAGCUAAGACAAUCAGAUUUUUGGUGAACUCGAGAACUACCAGUGACCUGGAAACAACAAUACUGUUCCGUUAGGAUUGGAUUUUUCGUUAGUCAUCCAUCGUCGGAAAGUUUCUUGAACUAAAAAAAACACGGAUCGAAGGCUUCGGGACUCUUAACCCACGAGGGACAUAGCGUGUGUUGUUGUUUUCGGCGACCGAGCUUUUACAGAGAGAGAAAUCAUAGAAUUGGAUUAAAGAUGGAUUAUCGCUGAAACACUAGCAGCCGGCAAAGCAUCUAAUCCCAUUGUGCGGUCCUCGGGGGGGGGCGAGUCCGAUUUUGCAGAUUACAUUUUAGGCGCGGAUGCCAGUCGAAGCCAGCCAUGAUGGAGAACCGAGACGAGCUGGAGCACCCUCUACUGGGCGAAAACCCACCUUCGGGACCGGCUCCCGGGGGAGUCUUCAAGGGAAUGCUGGUCAAAUGCGAGGAGGACAUGGCUUACCCUCCUAUGGCGUGGAGGGGAUACUGCGGUCACCCUCCGGACGUUCAGCAGCCGCAUCAACUUCUGGAUCCGUGUUCCUUGCCCCGCACCUUUGAGUCCUUCUACCCGGCCGCGCCCAUCUGGAGCCACGGGGACUCGCUUCUCAGCAAGGACUACCUGGAGACCACCUUUGUGGACAUCGGGCCAGGAUCUACGCUAGAACGGAAGCUGCUGGCGGAGGCGCACGGAGACUUCCACAGUGCCUCCUACAGCAUGGAUGAUGAAGAUGACCUGCUACCCGACUCAGAUGAUUCGUCCAUGGAAGACUUUAGCGAUAGCGACAGCGAGAGCAACUUCCCCCUGAUGAUCCCUCAGGACUACCUGGGCCUGGCCUUCUUCUCCAUGCUCUGCUGCUUCUGGCCCCUCGGCAUCGCCGCCUUCUACCUCUCGCAGAAGACCAACAAGGCUUCAGCCGAGGGUGACCUUCAAGGGGCCAACGCGGCAUCCCGCCAGGCCCUGUGGCUCUCAGUGCUCUCCAUUGUGUUCGGCAUCAUCACUUACAUCUGCGCCAUCGCCGCCCUCAUUUCCUACCUGUCUGCUAAACCACCUUAAAAAAACGGCUGCAAUUCAAUGCAAACGGAAAAUGGACCUUGCGCACAUGCCAUCAACUGGUACUUGUAAACAUAUUCCAAUUUCAGCGCAUCAGCUCUUCUACUUUUCAUUAUCAUCAAUUGGUCUUUUGCUAAGUCAAAAGCCCUGGUCAGGGGGCGUGGCUUAGUGCAUUCCCAGCUAUUCUUUUAUCUAACCUUAGUCGAAUUGCGCUUGAUCUAUCCAACUGCAGCUCCCUUGCUACCCUUUGUAUUCUCCUUAACUGUACCAAAGUUAGAAGAGAAACACACUGUAGAUAUCAUCGUCACUGUUAAGAACAACUCGAAAUAGAAGUGGAAAAUGGUGGACCUCACCGUGGGCUGGUGAAGUUGAAAAACCACACCACAACUCAAUUCUUGAAAAAUUUUUUUUCGUAUCGUUAUGAUACUGUGGUACAUAUGCAGAAUAUCUUGCGCGCUUGAGUUAGUAUCGUAUCUACUGUGAAUGCCACCCUAAUGAAUUUGCAAAUAUCCCCGUUUUUGCAGUGGAAAUAUUAUCUUACUUGCAGCUAUUAGCAUAUUUUUGUGAAGUUUUAACUCAUUCACUGCUAUUGAUAGAUGAAUGGGACGACUCAUUGGCUGCUUCUGCAAUUAAUCUCAGUUCAUUUUGGUUAAUCUAACAAAUGAUCAAUUGAUUGGGUUUUUUUGUUGUUUUUUUUUAACUCCAGAGUCCAAUCAACACCACAAAAUAAGCAAAAAAAAAUUUUUUUUGCUUCUGCAAUUAAUCUCAUGUUUUUUUUUUAUCUUUCGGAAAAUAACUAUAACAGAUUUCCUUGAGUCAAUACCAGAAAAUUGGGCAAAAAAAAUAAUCUCGUUGGCUGUUUUGCAGUUAAUCUCAACUAAUCAUUAUCAUCCCCUAACCCAUCUAGCAAUAUAUAUAUAUUUUUUUAACUUCAGAACAUGUAACAGAUUUACUUGAGUCAAAUAAAUGCCAUAAAUUCAGUCGCCAUAAAUGUACUUGAGUCAAAUCAAUGCCAUAAAUUUAGGGUUUCCAAAUUUCCAAAUGUAACUACUAGAUUGGCUGAAAUACUCAUUGGCUGCUUCUGCAAUUACAGAAUGAUUAAUCUAGCAAUAGAUUCAUUUUAUUAAAUAUUUUUUUAAACUUCAGAACAUAACUUCUAACAGAUUUACUUGAGUCAGAUCAACACCAAAAAUCUAUUACUGGAUUAAUCUUAUUAAAUGUUUUUUUUUUUUAACUUUAGAACUUGCAACAGAUUUACUUGAGUCAAAUCAACACCAAAAAUGUAAGACUGAAAAGAGUAACUCACUGGCUGCUUUUGCAAUUCAUCUCAAAUACUUACGAUUAAUCUAGCAAUCCAUUAAUAUGAUUUUUUUUUUUCAAAUUCAGACCAAAAUUUGGAACAGAUUUACUUGAGUCAAAUAAAUGCCUAAAAAUUAGGCUAAAAAGAUAAACUCAUUGGCUGCUUCUGCAAUUAAUAGCAAUCAUUAUUAAUCUGUUACUAGAUUAAUUUUAUUAAAUGUUUUUCUUUUUAACUUCAGAACUUGCAACAGAUAAAAAAAAAAAAAAAUCAAUACCAAAUCAAAUCAAUACCAAAAUGUAAGACUGAGAAGAUUAAUUGUAAAAGCAGCCAGUGAGUUAAUCUAAAAUAUUAACGAUUAAUCCAGCAAUCGAUUAAUACGAUUUUUUUUUUCAAAUUCAGACCAAAAUUUGUAACAAAUUUAUUUGUGUGAAAUCAAUGCCAAAAAUUAGGCUAAAAAGAUGAACUCAUUGGCUGAUUCUGUAAUUAAUAGCAGUCAUGAUUAAUAUAUUACUGGAUUAAUCUUAUUAAAGGUUUUUCUUUUUAAACUUCAGAACUUGCAACAGAUUUACUUGAGUCAAAUCAACGCCAAAAAUGUACGACUGAAAAGAUUAACUCACUGGCUGCAUUUGCAAUUAAUCUCAAAUAAUUACGGUUAAUCUAGCAAUAUAUUAAUAUCUUUUUUUUUUUUUUAUUCAGACCAAAGCUUGUAAUAAAACGAGUCAAAUCAACACAAAGAAAUAAGAUAAAAAUGGCUAACACAAUGGCUGUCACUGACGACGAUAGAUGUCGAAACCCUUUUGACUCGGUCGUUCGCUGCCAUCCUCUCCCAGUCCUAAUGGAUCGGACAUCUAUUGCUGCUAACGGCAGCCGAAGAGUUAAGUGUACAAUAAAGUAUCACACGUCACUUUCUCACCAGAUGCUAACUCGAGUGCUCAGGUUAAAAGGUAUCAUCACCCUUCAAUUCAGGACAUUUUUGGAUUGAAUUUGAAGAUUUUUUAAAUGAAACGAGAGGACGCUGUCGUAAAAAGUGCCAAAAGAGACUGCAUGGGGGAGUUUUGCUACAUGAUGUACAAUGAGAAUUCCUUUGGCAAUUCUAAAGACGAAAAGGUGUCCAGCAUGAAUCCCUCACCUGACUUGGCUUGAGCUUCAGCGUGCCAUUAACGUAAGCCAGUGACUAUUUUAAGGGAAAAGUCCACAUUUUCUAAGUAGGUGUAGUUUUUUUUCUUUUUUCAAAUAAUAGAGUGCACUGAUGAAUAGCAAACACAAUACAAAAACUGUGAGUGAAGUGCCAACCUUCCCACUAUGCUCCUCCGCCGUUUUUUCGAGUCGUUUCUCUGUCACGUGGACUUCUCCGGUCUCAAGUUCUUCUGUUUAUUGUACAUAAAGUGGAAGGAAAAAUCAGUGAAUCCAAAUCAAUAAAAAAUGCACUGCUUUGAAAGACGGAGUCGGCUUCUUUUUAUGUUUUAGAUGAAGAACCCUACCUCUUGAGUUGACCUCUUUCAUCUUACUUGCACCAUUGCAUCCCUUUUAUCCUAAUAAAGCACAACGCACACUACACAAACAAACUUGGAACAUAAAUGGCCUGGAAGUGAACUGAAGCAGAGGAGGUCCAAAGUGGCUGAUUAAUAUUUUAUUAGAAAAAUUGGUCUUUGUGCGUUGAGUUAAAAAAACACAAAAAAAAGAUCAGACGCUUUUGGAGUAGCGCCGCCUGAGAGACUCUCUGUGGAAGCUGAAGA
Molecule: messenger RNA, 5480 nt
Organism: Corythoichthys intestinalis (scribbled pipefish)
Lineage: Eukaryota; Metazoa; Chordata; Actinopteri; Syngnathiformes; Syngnathidae
Product: synapse differentiation-inducing gene protein 1-like
Exons: 5
Coding region: 1737-2447 (236 amino acids)
Cellular component (GO): intracellular membrane-bounded organelle; membrane
Source: RefSeq, a predicted model, not a curated record